AUGGCUUCCAAAGGAGGAAGAACAAGAAGAGGAACAAACCCAACACCUCCAUUGAAGAAGACGAAGAAGAAGCUCAAGAACAGCACCAACAAUGGCGGAAGAAGAAGAAGAAGAAGAAGAAUCAUAAUGAGUAGUAAAAUAAGAGAAGAAAUUGAAGAAGCAGCAGCUUCAAGCUCCUCUGCCAUGGCUGCCAUUGAUGAACAAGCUUCAAGCUCUGAUUUUGAACACUGUAGCACUCCAAAAGCUGAUAGAUUUAAGAUCCCAGAGAUUCAAAUUUGCCCACCAGCUCCAAAAAAACAGAGGCCCAUUUCAAAUUGUUCUUUGCAAAAGCAUUCUCCAAUUGCCUUCUUUGCUUCACCUGAUAUAGAGCUGUUCUUCUUCUUCUCACAAUCAAAUUAG
Messenger RNA from Cucurbita pepo subsp. pepo (vegetable marrow), 399 nucleotides. Lineage: Eukaryota; Viridiplantae; Streptophyta; Magnoliopsida; Cucurbitales; Cucurbitaceae. The record is from RefSeq and is a predicted model, not a curated record.